Striga hermonthica is the source of this 1122-nucleotide messenger RNA. The record is from the annotation of a GenBank genome assembly. Lineage: Eukaryota; Viridiplantae; Streptophyta; Magnoliopsida; Lamiales; Orobanchaceae.
AUGCCGAGAAACACAAAAACUGAGGAGAAUUUCGCAGGUUUAAAAGUGGUGUUAUGCAGUGAAGAAGAAGAUGAAGAAGAAGCCAGAAAACACUACAUAUUUUCGAGGAAUUUGAAGCUUAAUUCCUUAUUUAUUAGGCUGCAGUUGGACAUGGACGGCAAGGAAUUGACGGAGCACGAAACUGCCCUUUACGAUCGCCAAAUUCGGGUUUGGGGCGCGGAUGCUCAAAGAAGGCUGAGCAAGUCUCGUAUUCUCGUUAGUGGACUAAAAGGCACUGUGGUCGAGUUUUGCAAGAAUGUUGUGCUAGCAGGUAUAGGUAGUUUAACUUUGAAUGACGAUCGGAUGGUGACGGAGGAGUUAUUGUCAGCCAACUUUUUGAUUCCUCGUGAUGAAAAUGUGUAUGCGGGGAAGUCUCUUGCCGAGCUCUGUUGUGAUCCGUUGAAAGAUUUCAACCCAAUGGUUCAGGUUUCUGUUCAAAGAGGUGACUUGUCCAGCUUUGGUGUUGACUUUUUUAACAAUUUCGAUGCUGUAGUCAUCAGUUCUGGCUCACUUUCAACAAAACAAUCAGUUAAUAAGAAAUGUCGCAAAUUGUCAAAACGUAUUGCGUUUUAUACGGUGGAUUGCAGAGACUCCUGUGGUGAAAUAUUUGUUGACUUGCAUAAUUACGUCUACUCCAUGAAAAAAGGUGAUCAAAUGGCUGAAUGCCUUCUCGAAUAUCCUAGUUAUGAGGAAGCGAUUUCUGUCCCAUGGAAGUCUCUUCCCAGGAGAGUGUCUAAGCUGUACUUAGCCAUGAGAGUGAUAGAAAGGUUUGAGGAGGUCGAAAAUCGUACUCCUGGGGACACCUCCGCUGCGGAUUUCCCGAACAUUCAAAAGCUGAGGAAGGAACUUUGUGAGGCAAAUUCUGUGGAUGAAUCUCAAAUUCCGGAUUCCCUGCUCGAGAGAUUGUUACAAGGUAUAAAAGAAUUCCCACCUGUUUGUGCCAUCGUUGGGGGAAUACUUGGACAGGAAGUCAUUAAGGCAAUAUCAGGGAAAGGUGAUCCUUUGAAGAAUUUCAUCUUCUUUGAUGCCAUGGAUGGAAAAGGCAUAAUUGAAGAUAUAUCUAAACAGAAACGUGACGCGUAG